UUUAAUUUCCGUGGAACGUAUGCGGUGAGCCAUUUCUUACAAUAGUGCUACUUAUGUAAGAGGCUCGCGAGUGUUUGAAGAAAAUUAAUUCUCGGUGGCGGGAGUGGGUAAGACCUCUUUACUUAAGUCGCGACAUUGAUGGACUAUUUGUAACCAGUUUUGACGAAAUGUACAAAAAUGACCCGGAGCAGUUCAAAACUACGGUGAGGAUGACUAAGGAGGUGUUUGAUUUGCUCUUUGGGCUCGUGAAGGAACGCCUCAUAAAGUGUUCCAACAGGCCGUCGAUUUCUGCAGAGAUGAGACUAUUCUUAACAUUGAAUUUCCUAGCACACGGGGGAACUCAGCAUUUGUACGCUACAGCGUAUAAAAUGGGUCGCUCCACAGUCAACAAAAUAAUUUUGGAAACCUGCGAAGCGCUUUGGAGUGAACUUGGCAGUGUAUAUUUGUCUGUGCCAAAAAGGCACGAGUGGAAACGUAUAUCCCAUGACUUCAACACUAUUUGGAAUUUCGCGAACUGUGUGGGUGCAAUCGACGGAAAGCACAUCACUUUAAAAUGUCCUUCCAACUCCGGAUCUCUAUUUUACAAUUACAAGGGUACUUACUCCAUCGUAUUAUUAGCAUGUUGCGAUGCGAAGCACACAUUUACUUUUAUCGAUAUUGGUGCGUACGGUUCGCAAAGCGACGGCGGUGUGCUUUGGAAUUCUGGAUUUGGUCAAAGGCUGUUCCAUGAUCAACUAGACCUGCCUGAGGAUGACUUUUUACCAGACAGCAAUAUUAAGUUUCCUCAUUGGGCCGUAUGAAUUUCAAUUUUGUUUGAAUAAAUUGAGUAAAAGA
Rhagoletis pomonella (apple maggot) is the source of this 834-nucleotide messenger RNA. RefSeq lists its product as uncharacterized. The transcript is spliced from 2 exons. The record is from RefSeq and is a predicted model, not a curated record. The coding region runs from base 168 to 800 and encodes 210 amino acids. NCBI's taxonomy places the organism in Eukaryota, Metazoa, Arthropoda, Insecta, Diptera, Tephritidae.